Messenger RNA from Cornus florida, 884 nucleotides. Its product is annotated as LOB domain-containing protein 38-like. NCBI's taxonomy places the organism in Eukaryota, Viridiplantae, Streptophyta, Magnoliopsida, Cornales, Cornaceae. Bases 114 to 725 code for a protein of 203 amino acids. The transcript is spliced from 2 exons. The record is from RefSeq and is a predicted model, not a curated record. Gene Ontology annotation, biological process: regulation of gene expression.
AUUAACCUUUUCCAGAAACCACCUCUAUUAAACGCUAACCUCUCUAUUUUUCUGUCUCUUCUUCUUCCUCCCUUCCUUUGAGCUCAAGAAAUCUCCGAUUCUAGAGAGAGAAAAUGAGCUGCAAUGGCUGCCGAGUGCUCCGAAAGGGAUGCAGCGAUUCAUGCAUACUCCGCCAGAGUCUCCAGUGGAUCGAUAGCCCCGAGGCACAAGCCAACGCCACACUCUUCGUCUCCAAGUUCUUCGGUCGGGGCGAUCUCAUGGCUUUCAUCUCCGCCGUGCCGGAGAGCAAGAGAGCCGCUUUGUUUCAAUCACUGUUGUUCGAAGCGUGUGGUCGCACUGUGAAUCCGGUGAACGGCGCCGUUGGUCUCCUCUCUGCCGGGAAAUGGCAGGUGUGCCAAGCCGCCGUGGAGACGGUGCUCGCAGGCGGCGAAUUGCGGCCGAUCUAUGCUGGAAUUCCGUAUCCGGACGGCGAUGAAGGCUCCUAUGCGUUUCUCGCUAACUCGAUGAAGUUUCAAAAUCGGCUUUCCGAACACUCAACCGACUUCAAUUUCUCUCCGGCUACAUGGAUUUCGGCGGGAAGAGGAGGUAGAGGACGGAAUUAUCAGGCGGCCAGAAUUCAGACGGUGACGAUGUCGUUUGAUUCCGGCAGAUCGGAAAUGUUGACGUGCUCCGGGAGCGACAAGAAUGGUGUUGAGGAGCCGAAGCUUUUGAACCUUUUCGUCUAAAAUCGAGUCAAAAUAAGGUUUGAUUUGAUUUUUCGGCCAUUACAUAUAUAAUUGUAAGUGAGAGAGAGUACUGUUUUUGACUAAUAAAAUUAAACUUGUUAUGAAACCUCAUUAACGGACAGAAGCUUUGAAUUCUACUAUGAAUGAUUUCUUUUUUUC